UGCGUUGCCAAGUCGUCAGCAUGAUUUGUUUUGUGUGCGUCAUUUUACCUGCUUCGCUACAACGGCUGCUGUCAUUUGUAGGGCUCUCGCACAAGAACCUCACAACAGUACCGCAGUUGGCAGGUUCCGCGGAGCGAAGUUUGACAGCUCGCAUCGGCAUUUGUUUUCAUUCGCCUUUUCGCACUCAACAGAAUCGCGUCCAGAGGGGACGCGCGUCCUCUUAAAUUACACAUAUUUUAAGCUAAAAAAAAGAACCACAAAUUGCCAACAAAUCAGCAUCGUGCGGAGCCGAGAGAAUGACGAAACGGAACGCUUGGUCACGGGUGGAAACACUCGAGCUGCUCGAUAUACUGCGGACGAGCUGCGUCCCGUUCCUGGACGGUACCAUCAACAACCGGAAGGGCCAAAUGUAUCGCCAGAUCGAGCAUGAGCUGCAACGGCGCGGACACAGCAUCAUACGGGACGCCCGGCAGAUUGAGCACAAGUGGAAAAACCUCAAGUUUGCGUACGACCGGUACCGGGAGGAGCUGGUGCAGCGGGAAAACAACAACGACAAAGCGUGGAUCGCGGAACCGAAACCGUGCGAAUUCUACAAGGAGCUGGAGGAACUGUUUAGCAUCGUUGAGCAGCGUUCGCCACACAUUGAGAUGCAGCCAGCGGAGGAAACGAUCGUGACGUACUACGAUGAAGAGUUCGUUACGGAUGAAACGCAAGAGCUUACCGUGGAUGAUGAUUCGGUUGUGAUAGAGGAGAUUGUGUACGAUUCACAGGAUGCACUUGAGUUUGAAGAGGCAGCGGCAGCAGCGGCGGCGGCGGCGGCUGCGGCCACCACUUCCAAAGCAGCAGCAGCAACCCCUGCUGAACCAACACCACCUCCGCAACCCACCUCAUCACAACCUGUCCCGAAGCGCAAAAAGCUAACGGUAGCCAACAUGGACGAACUGCUGUUCCGCAUCUGUAACCUACAGCAGGAGCACAACGAAUCGUUCAACCGCAGCCAGAUGGAGUUUAUCGAGAACGAGUUUGAAUCGUUCCGCGAGAAGGAGCGGGAACAUUUGCUCCAGCUGAAGCUCGAUCUGGAGAUGUUGAAGCAGAAGUUUUUGGCCCGAAUACGGAAGGUGGCGAGGGAGGAGGUGGGGGCGCUCGAUGCGGGCGACGAAACGCUGGGGAACGAUUCGAAACGGCGGCGUGUUGGAGGUGGUGUGCGACGGAAAUAAGGUGGUAGGGGUGUUGACUUUUUAUACACAUGCAGCGAUAGUAGGCUGUGGCUGUUUGCGCAGAAACUGGAAAAACAACAACAGCAUGAGCUAAGUAGGCGCAUUGGCGCGUCGUUGCGUAGUUACGAUUUGGUGGUUUUUUUUACACACACACAGUUGUGCAUUACGAUAUAGCGACGAAGCAGAGGUUUGUUUUAUUGAGAUGUAAAAAAUAAGAAAUCUAGGUAUAAUUAAUCUAAUUUACAUAUUAAAUACUUGUAAAAUACCGUUUAAAAACGAUGAUGCUCUUUUAUAAUUAUUUUUUUGCUUUAAAAUAAAAAUAUGCCAUAAUUUGUCUUUAA
Anopheles stephensi (Asian malaria mosquito) is the source of this 1558-nucleotide messenger RNA. RefSeq lists its product as uncharacterized. The record is from RefSeq and is a predicted model, not a curated record. The transcript has 3 exons. The coding region runs from base 297 to 1217 and encodes 306 amino acids. NCBI's taxonomy places the organism in Eukaryota, Metazoa, Arthropoda, Insecta, Diptera, Culicidae.